This is a messenger RNA of Suncus etruscus (white-toothed pygmy shrew), 1539 nucleotides long. RefSeq names its product nephrocan-like. The coding region runs from base 1 to 1539 and encodes 512 amino acids. The record is from RefSeq and is a predicted model, not a curated record. Gene Ontology annotation, cellular component: plasma membrane. Gene Ontology annotation, molecular function: protein binding. Lineage: Eukaryota; Metazoa; Chordata; Mammalia; Eulipotyphla; Soricidae. The transcript has 3 exons.
AUGUAUAUGCUUUAUGCUCUUCUGGGUUUGCUCUCCCUUAGUGAUGGUGUUGAGUUUAACUGCCCUGGAAGAUGUAGCUGCGAUUCAGGGCCAUCAGUGCAAUGCUACAGAUUAGCAGAGGUGCCUUCGAGUAUUCCUGUCAACACCAAGAAGCUUUACAUCAGCUACAGCAAAAUUCAAUACCUCCAGUUAUCGAAUUUCAUUCAAAUGUUGGCUCUAGAAGAUUUUAUUCUGCUGGCCAGUGGAACAGAGUCUGUCGAAAAGGACACAUUCAAAACUCUCCAUACUUUGAAGACCUUGGAACUCUGGAAAAAUAAGUUAAGACAGAUCCCCAGUUCUCUUCCAAGUAAUCUUGAAGUAUUAAAAUUAAAUGAUAAUUUAAUACAUGUCCUACACAAAUCCGAUUUUGAAGGACUGAAGAAAUUAAAAAUCCUUGAACUUAAAAACAACCUCCUCUCUGCCCUCUCAGCCAGUACACUCUCCUCUCUUAACACAUUGCAAAGUCUGAUGUUGGAUGGCAACAGUAUAGAGUCUGUGACUGGACCACUUAUCCUCCCCCAUUUGAAAACUAUCAGUUUAGAGAAUAAUAAACUACAUCUUAUACCAGCCAGCUUCUUGAGUUCCCUUCAGUCUUUGCAAUUUCUCAGUUUCAGUGGUAACUUUCUGACCAAAAUUCCUACCAGUCUGCCCAAAUCUUUGCUCUCUUUAAAGAUGGAGAGAAACCAGCUCAAAGUGGUAAAAUUUCGUGAUCUGAAACACUUGGAAAACCUUUCCCACCUUUAUUUGUCAGAAAACUCACUUUCUUCCAUUGAUGGAGCACAGCUUCUUGCCAACUUAACUACUCUUGAAUUGUCGCAAAACCAGCUUAAGACAUUGCCACUCAAAUUGCCAGCUAGGUUACAAAAACUUGAUAUCAGCAAUAAUCUGAUUCAGAAAGUUACAGCUCGAGACUUUCAAGACCUCCGAGACUUGAAACACUUAUUUCUAGACCAUAACAUUGUCAGUUUGUUCGAAGCCGGAGCCCUGCAGCGGUGUUCUCAGCUCUCCAACCUGGCUCUGGAACAGAACCUGCUGCUGUCUAUACCUCUGAGGCUCCCAGAGACCUUAGCCAGGCUGGAUCUAAAAGGCAAUGCCAUUCGGGACAUUGCUGAGAAGGAGCUUAAGGAUCUGAAGCAACUUCAGGUUCUAAAUCUCAGGAACAACAAGAUCUCUGCCUUAGACCUGAAAGUCCUGGAAGGGCUGCCACGCCUUAGACACCUGUAUCUGGAUGGAAACCCAUGGAACUGCACUUGCAAUCUCCUGAGGGCCAGGGAAAUCCUCAAGGCUAAAGGCACAGAUGUGAGGGGAGGACAAUGUGCAGCACCUGCUGAACAACAAGGUGAGAGCUGGAUGUCUUCCAAGAAGAUCAUGAGGCAAUGUGAGCAGCAUUUACAUCUGAUGGAGAAAAGCAAAGACACUAAAAAAAAAACCAAACCAGAAGAGCAGGCCACCAUCAGAAUCAACAUGGAUGAUGACUAUUACGAUUAUGAGUUAGAUUAA